Molecule: messenger RNA, 3062 nt
Organism: Cajanus cajan (pigeon pea)
Lineage: Eukaryota; Viridiplantae; Streptophyta; Magnoliopsida; Fabales; Fabaceae
Source: RefSeq, a predicted model, not a curated record
GAGAAACGGUAUAAAAACCUCUCACCAUGAUGGCCUUAACAUGCACCGCACACAGAGUAAGCUUUGAAACUCUGAUCGGAGCCCAAUUCUCUUAACUCAGCCACCGUUUUCCGAAUCAUUCAGAAAACAAACACAGAGAGCUUUUCUCAACUCAAUUUCCCGCUACGCUUCAUUCGCGUGUCUGCUUCAGAGUCUGCAAGGUUUGGAACAUGUUCCCUGGGUUGUGGUUGGGGAAGGUUGCAAGGGACUGAGAAUGUGAAAAUGGUUUAUUGGGCUUCUGUAAUUGAAGGAAGCAUCUUUAUUGUGCACGUGGAGCUGUCGGUUCUGGGUGUAAAUGAUUAUUGUCAGGUCCUCACUUCUUGUUGGUAUCACUCUGCUGUAUAAAGUAGAGUAAUUAGUGGCCAUUUGCAGAAAGAUACUAGCUAACAUGGAAUGUAAUAAAGAUGACGCCUCAAGGGCUAAAGAACUUGCAGGGAAGAUGCUUUUACAGAAGGAUUUUGAUGGGGCAAGAAGGCUUGCAAUGAAGGCUCUACAGUUAUAUCCCAAACUUGAUGGCCUUGCUCAAUUGCUAACAACUAUUGAGGUGUAUAUCUCUGCUGAAAAAAAAGUUGAUGGAGAAUUUGAUUGGUACAGGAUCCUUGGUGUGCAACCCUUGGCUAAUGAGGAAACAAUUCGAAGACGAUAUAGGAAACUGGCUCUUACUCUGCACCCUGAUAAAAAUAAAUCCGUAGGUGCAGAUGGGGCAUUUAACCUUAUCUCACAGGCUUGGAGUUAUUUAUCUGAUAAGGCCAAGAGAAUCUCCUAUGACCAAAAGUACAAUUCAUUGGGUAUAUAUCGUGGAAAUCAUGGUGGUAUUCCUUCUGUACCAGCUAGUCAGAAUGGUGUAUAUAAUAAUAAUGUCUUCAAUCCUGUGAUGUUGAAAUCCACAUUUUGGACUGUGUGCACUUUCUGCCAGACAAAGUUUGAGUACCAUAAUGUUUAUAUUAACUGCAAUCUUGUCUGUACCUGCUGUCAUAAGCCAUUUGUGGCUUCUGAGACAUUGCCUCCACCUGGACACAGAAAUAUUACAUCCACUUCAAGAAUUUCUCAGAUGAAGCAACAUAACUUCAACUGUACCAGAAUGGAAAGCAAUCAUGUUUCAGGAAGGACACCAACGUCUGCUGUCAAUUCAUCCCUUGGGUCAGGUCCUUUCUCUAUGCCUGACAAUAUUUCCCGUGUACCGACAUCAGCUUCUUGUGUUGCAGAAGCUCCUGGUGUUUUUAGGAUGUCAUCUGAGAAUUUGAAGAGAAGGCGUGAAGAUUCAACACCUGUCUUGAGGGAUGAUGUCCAUUUUGGGAAAACUCAUACUGCUGAGAGAACUGGUGCUGGUUCAGCUUUUCAGUUCUGUAGUUUUGGUUCAAAUUCUUUUGUGAAAGGAGAAAGGCCAAGGAUAAUAAGGCCCAUUGAUGAACAUAAAGUCAGAAGUGAUGGUAGGGAUUUGGAAAACAAAGCAGCCUCUCAAAAUGAAGGAAUAAACUUGGCUAAUGGAUUUGGGUCUCAAAAGAAUAGUUUUGAUACAGGAAGGGUUAAUGCUGCCGGAAAUUACAAACGCAAUGGUGUUAGGGACGUAUCACAGCUUCAACUAAGGAGCAUAUUGGUGGAAAAGGCACGGAAGGAGAUUCUUAAAAAGCUUGAUGAAUGGAGUGCUUCUUCUGCAUCAAAGAAUUUAGACAAGUCAAAGAAAACUGACACAGACAUCAAAGAGAAGAAGGGCAAAGAAAGGGCAAUAACUGGUGUAAAACCUGGUCCUCAAGAAUUUGUUGAUUCUGAGACUGUCAGCAAGAAGUGUUUCUCUGCUGAUCCAGAGCCAGAGCUGCCUGGUUCUCUCUCAAUGAAUGUUCCAGACCCAGAUUUCCAUGAUUUUGAUGGAGACCGCAUUGAAAAUGCUUUUGGCGAGAACCAGGUGUGGGCUGCUUAUGAUAAUGAUGAUGGCAUGCCACGCUAUUAUUGCUUAAUUCAUGAAGUAAUCUCGAAGAACCCUUUCAACAUGAGGAUCAGCUGGCUGAAUGCCAAAAGCAAUGAUGAAUUGGCCCCUAUAAAGUGGAUCAGUUCUGGCUUUCCCAAGACCAGCGGAGAUUUCAGAAUAGGAAAGCGUGUAUCCUAUAGCACUCUUAAUUCCUUCUCACACAGGGUUAAGUGGACAAAAGGUUCAAGGGGAGUUGUCCAUAUAUAUCCAAAGAAAGGCGACGUAUGGGCUCUGUAUCGAAACUGGUCCCUUGACUGGACUGAAUUCACUGAUGAUGAAAUCAUACAGAAAUAUGACAUGGUAGAGGUGCUUGAAGACUACAUUGAAGACCAAGGUGUGAAUGUUGCCCCACUUGUCAAGGUUGCUGGUUUCAAGACUGUCUUUCGCCAGAAUGUCGAUCCAAGAAAAGUCAGGAACAUUUCAAAGGUGGAGAUGUUUCGUUUCUCACACCAGGUACCUUCUUACUUGCUUACUGGUGAAGAGGGUCACAAUGCUCCUAAAGGUUGCUUGGAGCUUGAUCCUGCUGCUACACCCAUGGAACUUCUUCAGGUGUUUGCCGAAGAUCUGGAGCAAGAAAUUGUUAUGCCAACUGAAAAGCCGGUGGAAGAUGAAUUGAAGCAGAAAGAGAAUUCCGGGGAGGAUGGUUUGGUUGAUAAGGGAGAAGGUUCUGAUGAAGGAAUGGGAGAGAAGAGAAGAAAGCCUGAGAUUUUGUUUGUAUAUAAGCGGAGACGUCUAGGGAAAAAGAAAGAGCUGGGAAGUGGAAAGUAAUGUUAAUGACUGGAAGAGAUUCUGUGUUCCAUUAUUUAGCUAGAGAUAGCAGAUUUAAAUAGUCAACAAAACUAUAGCUAUAGCUUACAAUCACCAAUUCAACAAAACUUAGAACAUCUUUUGUUGUUUUUGCUGUAUAUUGGCGGGGUUACAGUUUUGCAUUUAGUGUUGAAGUUGCCCUCAGGACUUAUUUCAGUUGUAUCUAUGAAACUUUCUGAAAUGCCAAUGUGCGCCAGUUACUAGUUUCUGCAAGCCAAUAAAAUUCAGCAUCAUUCAGUUUACCUCUUUC